Argiope bruennichi is the source of this 2492-nucleotide messenger RNA. RefSeq names its product mitochondrial sodium/calcium exchanger protein-like. Bases 223 to 2085 code for a protein of 620 amino acids. NCBI's taxonomy places the organism in Eukaryota, Metazoa, Arthropoda, Arachnida, Araneae, Araneidae. Gene Ontology annotation, molecular function: calcium:sodium antiporter activity. The record is from RefSeq and is a predicted model, not a curated record. The transcript has 18 exons. Gene Ontology annotation, cellular component: membrane. Gene Ontology annotation, biological process: monoatomic cation transport; intracellular calcium ion homeostasis; transmembrane transport.
CACACCAGCGGAGGAACGCUUGGUCAUGAUGAAUUUAACGUGCAACAGACCCCCUUACACGACGGUUCUUCGGUGGAAUCGGGACAUGGACCUGAAACCCUCCGGUUCCGAAGCCGAGACCUUACCACCAGGCCACCGCGGCCCCUGUAUAUUGUAUGGAAAGUGGUCUACCAAAACGUUUCAGAAUAUGCUGAAUAUACCUUUACGCAACUUUUGGGUGCGAUGGAAUCGUUGGAAAACUGCACUUCAUUCGGAGGAGCCUGGUUAGAUCCAAAUGGAACGUAUUUCAAUACGACUGUGUGUCAAGAAGUAAACGAUGUUGAAACGGAAUGUCGUUGUGAAUUUGUCAAAAAUGUCGCUGACUGCGAUCCUGGAAUGGGCUAUGUUCAGUACACGGAACACAUGUACUGUCUUUUUGGACCUCAUGGAGUACCUUCUGUUGUUGCAAUGAGUGUGGUUUGGCUGUUAGUGCUCUUUGCUGGUCUAGGAGUAACGGCUAAUGAAUUCCUUUGUCCUUCACUUUUCAUCAUUUCAAAGACUCUGAAGAUGUCACAGAAUGUAGCUGGAGUAACGCUUUUAGCGUUUGGAAAUGGAUCUCCUGAUAUUUUUUCUGCAAUAGCCGGUAUUCGACAAAAGAAAACCGAAAUGGUUAUAGGUGGUCUUAUAGGUGGCGGAAUAUUUACAACUACAGUAGUCGCAGGUUCAAUCUUCUUGACUCAAAAUUUUGGCAUGAUGAAGCGACCAUUUUUAAGGGAUGUGGCCUUUUACCUGGUUGCAGCUGCAUCAGCAUUUUAUCUGUUCUUUUCUAGACAUAUCUACAUUUAUCACGCCAUUGCCUUUGUCCUUCUGUAUGUAGUUUACAUCAUUGUUGUUGUGACAAGUAGAUAUAUCCAUCAGAGACACUUAGCAAACUCUGAAAAAGCAGCAGAAGCAGCAGCCAGUGGUGAAAAAGCGAUGAAAAUUACUGGAACCAGAGCAGCUGAUUAUGACAAUCCUGAAGCCUACGGUGUGGUGUUGACCGCUUUUUUCAAAUACUCUUGGGAAGAAGACAGGAGACGAAACACUCUUCAUCAUUUCUGUUAUGACAACGACGUCUUUGCCAUCUCAUUACCCAGGCUUGACGAGGAAGCACCACCCCCAAGUUAUGAUGAAACUCAAGUGAAACAAUACAGAGCUAACAGUACAUGCUCCCCCGGUUGCAAUUACUACCAAUCAGAAAAGUGUGAGAAAGUACCGCCUCCAGAACCAGUUGACCAAUGGAAAGAUUUCUUCGAGAAGAUAUGCCCAGUUAAUAUUCAAGAAUGGUCAAAACAAACAUGGAUGGAAAGAAGCUUGGAUAUUUUAAAAGGACCUAUAAUGUUUCCCCUUAUACUGACAACACCUGUAGUUGACUACAAAUCACCAAGAGAUAACUGGUGCCGUAUUCUCAACUGUCUUCAUCUCGUCACUGGACCACUUUUCAUCACUUUUGCAAUUGGAUUUGGCACUACAAUGAUUGGUGGCGCUUUCCCAGCUAUAGUCUUAGUUUUAAUUAUAAGUGGUAUUGGUGCUGGUCUUGUUUAUUACUUUACUCAAGCAGAAGUCGCUCCUCGUUUCCAUACAGCAUAUGCAUACAUGGGAUUUGGAGUGGCUGUUGUUUGGAUCUACUGCAUUGCUACUGAAAUCGUAGUCUUACUUCAAGCUGUUGGAGUGGCAUUCAACCUCAGUGAAUCGAUUCUUGGACUCACAAUUUUAGCAUGGGGAAAUUGUCUGCUUGAUUUCUUAUCGAAUCUCGCCGUUGCUAGAAAAGGAUUCCCAAGAAUGGGCAUUGCUGCCUGCUUUGGCGCUCCUUUUCUGACAUUACUACUUGGUGUUGGAGUUCCAUGCAUUAUUGAGCUAAUUGGUGAUGGAGGUGCUGGUAUGGUGCUGAAUUAUUCUCCUUUGACUACCAUAUUAUUCUCCGCCUUGACUGUCAGUCUUCUGUCAUCCGUCGUCGUAAUGAUUGUGUGCCGCUUCCAAACGAAACGUGUUUACGGCAUCUACCUCAUCGGUCUCUACCUCACCUUCUUAAUCAUCGCCGUGUUGAAAGAAUCCAAAGUCUUUUAAACUGUCGUUAUUUUUGUGAAACUUUGCAACUUUAUGACGCCUGAUGUAUCGGGAUUUUUAUUUCACUUUCUGUAGUUAUCGAACAUUCUGGGUGAUAAGAAGGCCCGAUUCGAGGCACUAACUGUAUAUUUGGAAGAGCAUUAAACAUCUCGUGAAAAGAGGAUAGAGCAAAAGCAACAGAAAUUUUAUUGAUUAUGGAAAAGCAAUAUUGAAAUAUUACUUUGCCAAAAGACAUAUUUGAAAUUUCAAGUGAAUUGCAUCCUUUUGAGUAGUUUAUGACUACUUAUAGAUUGAAAUCUCAGGUGAUGUAAUUGGAAAUCGACGAGUCUCUAAGUGACAAAAUUUUAUGAAUAUAAAAUGAAGAGAUCUGUAUUUUUUUAAUGACAAUAAAAGCUUUGUUGCGUUCA